Symsagittifera roscoffensis is the source of this 940-nucleotide messenger RNA. RefSeq lists its product as uncharacterized. Bases 151 to 741 code for a protein of 196 amino acids. The transcript is spliced from 4 exons. The record is from RefSeq and is a predicted model, not a curated record. NCBI's taxonomy places the organism in Eukaryota, Metazoa, Xenacoelomorpha, Acoela, Convolutidae.
AAGACCAGAACUUAUAAAGACCUUAUAGCCAACCUUUUCUGCGCAGAAAUCAUUUCCAUAUAUUUUUCCGUAGUUGCUGGCUCAGACUUUCUGAUUUCCAAUAUCAACAGCAGUCUUACCAGAGCGAUCUUUUAUCAUCUCAAUACAAAAAUGGCCAACUCGAAACGAGGACAAAAAUAUAUGAUGAAAAAUGGAUUGUACUCGUCGUGUAAUGCUCGGCCGCAAUCUAGCGCGACACAUAUUUGCCUUCCAGUGCAUCUAAAAGCGAAUCCUUUUCGGAAGCUCGCUGCCUUUAUUUGGCUCGCCGCUUUUAUCCUGACGUUUUCCCAAUGCGGUGUUGAUGCAAUACGACUACAGGUGCACAAAGUAGACGAUAAAUCUACAGGAGCUGAAAAGCGAGGGGGAGGUGCUUCUCUGAUGGGGGGAUCGUUUCUGCAACGUGAACAAACAUAUACGCCACCCCAAGACAAUACGGUACUGCUCUGGGAUCCCAUUGACGACUACCGAUUUAAAAGCCGCGACAAAUUCUAUCCUCAAGAUGAUCAGUCAAUUCUAUCAGAACAGCCUCAAAUGCAACUACGCAGCGACCUAGUUAAUGACAGAGCCUACAUGUCCUCACGUGAUCUCCUCCUCAUCGGCAAAAAUAUCCUGGACAAAUAUGAAUCCAGAGCUCAUGCCAGGAACUUGCUGGACAAGCGAAGCAGCCGCGGGUAUAACUCAAACCCUUGGUACAAAUACUGAUAUUCAGAGCCUGGACGAAUCCCCGGGUCUUCAAUUAAAGGACAAACAACAGCAGCAGCCAUCAGUUGAUGAUGACUAGCUAGCAUACUAAAUUAAUCUAAUAACAAGGUUCCAAACGUUAUGAAUAUCAACAAUAUCAAAAUAUCAAGUAACCGUUCUUAUUCAAGUAAACGAUCUCUAAAUUCAAACUAUUGCUGAA